This is a messenger RNA of Symbiodinium sp. CCMP2456, 1168 nucleotides long. Lineage: Eukaryota; Dinophyceae; Suessiales; Symbiodiniaceae. The record is from the annotation of a GenBank genome assembly.
GAAGGGCCUCUCGGCCGUGUCCUCGAGCUCAAACAGGGAUCUGCUGAGCCUAGAGCCUGCUGCGCAGCUCCUCAACUUCCGGGAUGCGAUCAUCGCGCUCAUGCUGCAAAGCCUGCUGUUCAAGAAGGCAGUGCUCGAUUGGGAUCUCAAGGCGGAGCGGGCCUACGCCGAUGGGCCCACGGUGGCCAUGGCAGAGCUGGCUGUGAACAUCUUCUCGAAGACCGAGAGUUUGCCAUACAAGUUGCGGCCAACUGCGCUUCCAAAGCUUAGUGGGCAUGGGCCUUUCACCUUCCUCAAAACCAAGGAGGAGAAAGGUCGCCAGCCUGCGAACACGGCACCGGGCCUUACGGCCUUGCAGGGACAUCUCCUGGCCGUUCUUCGGGAGAUGCAGCGCAUGGGCAAGGGCCUGAGAAACAUGGACUUUGCCGAGAAGGUGCACAUCUCCACCAACGAGACAGGGGAAAAUCCGGCGGCGGAGGAGCUUGCUCAGGAGAUGGUGAAAUGGUUCGAGAGGUGUGCGCAGCUCGAAAAGGAGCUGACCACGAACAAGGGCGAAGUGGAGAAUCUGAUGGAAAGACAGGUGGAGGAGUUGGAGAAGACCCUCGCAAACAAGGAGACAGCGAACAAGAAGCUCGUGACAGGCAUCCACAAGCUGGAGAACGAAAAGCAGAGCCUCAGGUACGAGCUCAUGACGCUGCAGCGUGAGAAGUCUGAGCUAACGGAGCAGAACAAUCGCAUUGCGAAGGAGAGCUUGCCGGUGAUCGAGAAGAUGCGCGCGCUUGUGGACCGAUCCAUGGAGGCCACGCAGCGGCUGACGAAGGAUUCGCUGCUGUUGUCCAGCGUUUUCCGAAAGCAGGUACAAGAGACCGAGCGGGUGCUGGAAGACAGGGACAAGAUCGGCAAGGACCUGGAGAAGGCGAAGAGGCAGCUUCAGGUAGAAAAGGAGAAGAACACCGUGAAGGAGGUGGAGCUGCAGAAGGUGGAGACGAUGUACUUGAGAACCAUGGCGGCGAGAAGGUCCAUCCAGGACAGCUUCAACGAGCAGCGGGAUCGUAUCGUGAAGGUGGAGGCAAGCAUGGCCCAGAGAGAGGUGCAACGACAGGAACUGCUUCGUGUUAUCGAGGGCAAGGAUGGACACAUCCGGGAGCUCGAGGAAGAUCUCCGCCGU